AUGGUGGUUGUCGAACUGGAUUAUCCGUUCUUUCAAUGGGUCCCUUGGGCGAAGAACUACCUUACGAUGUUCGUCCAGACGUUGCUCAGCGGAGACCCGAUGUACAUUGCUGGCGCCUUCGUUGGAAUCGCCAUUACAUUGAUUGCCGUUCUCUCCGGCGGCUUCGCGGCCUGGGACUACGUGCUGGACAUCUUCUUUCCUCUCGAGCCUCUCGAGACGUACGAAACGAAGCCGGUGCCGCGCCAGCAGCCCGCCGUGGCCAAUAGCACGACGCCGAAGCCCCUGCUGACCAUCACCGCGAUCACCCCGACGUUCGUGGUCGUCUUCCUCGACAAGGCCCUCGCCCCCAACGACGAAUGUAUUGAUGUUCUGAUCGACAAGACGACGCAGUACUACACGAACGCGCUGAAGUCGCAGGGCUUGGCCGUGCCGAAGAUGAAAGGCUACCGCAUGUACGAUCGGGACGCGAAGAAGCUGAAGGUCGACUUGGGAACCGUCGAGAGCACCAAGAUCCCCAUUGUCGGCUUUGUGCGCGCCACGGUGCCCGAUCGACUGGUCCAGGUGUCGAUGGUGCUGUUGAGGGAUGUUCUCGCCAACCCCAAUAAGUACGACGACGGCCAGUCCCCGGAGACGGUCGUCAAGCGCGGCGGCAAGGGGUACGAGCGGUGGCUGCACGGGAGCACGUGUCUCACCUUCGACAUCGACCUCAGCGGCACGCGCAUCAAUGUCGCCACGACCAAGGCCGCCCUCAAUGAGUUGGCCGACGACUGGUGCAAGACGCUGGCCCGUCGCGGAAUCGAGGUGAUCGACCUGCAGGUGCACAGCGUCUACAAGUACAGCGUGCUCAACGCCCUCAAGCGCUGGAGCCGCCCGGGCAAGAAGAUGGCCGGCGGCCGCGUGCUGCUCGUCGUCCCCAGCGAGGACGCGAACAAGGCGGAGAACGUCGUCCAGGCGUCGAUGAACGCCGCCUUCGGGCGAUGGGGCGGCGAGAUGAGCAUGACCAUCGACAAGGAGCAGAAAUCGGUGCCCGACUUGAAGACGUGCGACUGUGGCGGGCAUAAAGGUGGGGCGUGGUGCGCUUCU
Molecule: messenger RNA, 1083 nt
Organism: Mesorhabditis spiculigera
Lineage: Eukaryota; Metazoa; Nematoda; Chromadorea; Rhabditida; Rhabditidae
Source: the annotation of a GenBank genome assembly